Molecule: messenger RNA, 8883 nt
Organism: Cygnus olor (mute swan)
Lineage: Eukaryota; Metazoa; Chordata; Aves; Anseriformes; Anatidae
Gene: INSYN2A
Product: inhibitory synaptic factor 2A
Exons: 4
Coding region: 316-1668 (450 amino acids)
Biological process (GO): inhibitory postsynaptic potential
Cellular component (GO): postsynaptic density
Source: RefSeq, a predicted model, not a curated record
UCCCGCUCAACAAGUUCCCGGCGGCGGGCAGCCGGCCCGCGGCCCCCCCGCGCCUCCCGCUCCCCGAGCCGGGCUCCGCAGCCCAUGAGGGCGCCGGGGGAAGGCGCGGAGGCGGCGGCGGCUGCUGCCUCCUCCAGCCAGCGCUCCCGCGGCCGCCGCUGAGGGGCCGGCUCCGUCAGCCCGCCCGCUGCUCGGGGCGGCCCCGGCCCCGGCUCCGGCGCCUCCGAGCCGGGGGCAGCCUCGCCGCCCGGAGAGCGAUGCAGCGCCCAGGGAGCGCGCAGCCCCGCACGCCCUGGUGAGGACGCGCAAGGCAUCAUGGUGAGUAAGGAGCCCAGCAAAUGCUUACUUACCGCCUCGGAAAGCGAAGUUGAGCCAGCAGCUUCGCUUGCUCUGGAGAUGAAAUAUGCACUGGAUCCCAACCGGCAGAUCAAGAAGCGCAACAAAGCCCUGCAGGUGAGAUUCAAGGAUAUCUGCGAGGCCCAGAACGAGCAGCGGGACAAGCAGCUCUCCGGCAGCCAGGACAGCGACAAGCGAGAAGCGAAGGCCGUCUCCUACAAAACGGCGUACCGCAAGUACAUGACGGUGCCCGCCCGCAGGUCCAUCCCCAACGUCACCAAGAGCACGGGGGUGCAGACCUCCCCGGACCUCAAGAAGUGUUACCAGACCUUUCCUCUGGACCGCAAAAAAGGGAAUAUCAUCAAGAGCGCCUCGACCGGUGACACCUUCAAGGGCGAGAACAACGGGUUUCUCAUAGACCUCAAGGACAAGGAGGGCAGGAGCUCGGGGGAGGAGGGCCAGUGGGGCAGGAAGGCCGGCAGCCUGCAGACGGCCGAGUUCAUCUCCCACGUGGGCGAGCGGGCGUGCACGGGGGCCUGGCAGGGCGCCGAGCUGCCCGGCUGCCCCCUCCACAACGCGGCCAAGCCGGAGCCGGGGAGCGAGGAGCCCGGCCAGCCCCUCCACGGGAGGGUGUUUAAAACGGAGGUGGCCACCGUUUACCUACCGGCGGGCGGCGCGGACGCCUCGCAGCCCGAGCUGCCUCACCUCGCGGCCGAGCCCGACUGGUCGCUGUGCCCGGCGGGCGAGGAGGACAGAAAGAGGACCGUGCACCUGAAUGGCGUCCAGCCGCAGGCCGGGGACGCGCCCGCCUGCCCGCUGCAGGCCCAGUGCCGAGCCAGCGAGUGUCACGAGCGGAGCCUCCAGGUCGACGUGUCGCCCAUGGAGGGCGCGCAGCCCUGCCAGGCCGCCGUCGCCCUGAGCGAGGAAUGCCAGCAAAUCGUGCCUCACACCGAAGUUGUGGACUUGAAAGCGCAGCUUCAGAUGAUGGAAAAUUUGAUCAGCUCCAGUCAGGAAACCAUAAAGGUGUUGUUGGGUGUUAUACAGGAGCUAGAGAAAGGAGAAGCUCACAGAGAAGGGCUUUCAUAUCGGACUGGUCAAGACACGGCUAACUGCGACACGUGCAGGAACAGUGCGUGUAUUAUCUACAGCGUGGAAUUGGAUUUUAAGCAGCAAGAAGAUAAACUACAGCCAGUUUUGAGAAAACUUCAUCCUAUCGAGGAAACUCAGGUUGCACCUUUGCCUUAUUCUCAGGAGAGCUACUCCUCAACUCCCAAGCAGAAAUCCAAAACUGAAUCAAAAAAGCAUGGAAGAUGGAAACUCUGGUUCCUUUAACCAAGUCCAUUACACGUAGAGUUCAAGGCCUUCUCUGAAGAAGAUGUGGAGUUGUGUCAAUCACCUACAACGGGAUCUCUGCAGCUUGAUCCGUGCUGCCGGCCGAUGCUGUUCUGACGCCGCCGGCAGCGUUCAGCUCUCACCGUAUGUACCAAAAAGGCCUUUGUACCUAGGAACUCGUGUUCGGGAGCAAGGCGUUACCUGACACCUUGCCAACUUUUAUUUGCGGUUCACCAAUGUGGGAUGUAAAACCUGAAUUGAAAUUUGUACAAAAUGGAAAGUAAAACUAUUCCCCCCCCCUUAGAUCUGAGAGCAUCACAUUCUAACCUGUUCAAUCGUAGGCUGUCAUCCUGUACGCAGCGCAAUAUCACUGUUGUUUUAGAGCCUUCUGGGGGUUUGGUUUGUCGUCUUUUAAACAACGAGGGGAAAAAAGCGAGCAAGCCUUAUGUUUGCAAUGGUCUUCAGUUUUACAAAUCCAUGUUGAUCGGGGAGUGCAGUUUUCAGCACAUAUAUCCUGGACAAAGCACAAUUUUUCAUGUGGUCCGAGACCAUGAAUACUCUCUAAGACGUGACUAUGUGUAUAUUUGCCUUCAUGUGUUGUAGACUUCAACCAAGCUAUCACAUUUUGACAACGCACCGUCAUUUCUAAUUUAGCUGUGUCCUCAUCACCAGAAGAAGUCUGCUGCUCUCCUCCAGCAGGCGAGCGGCUAGAAAUCUCCCAAAUUCAGGACAAGCCUUUAACCACACCAAGCUGACAGGGUCAAGGCCACAGGACAAACUGUCCUAGAUCUCACUUUUAAUUUUUUGGUACCCGAAAGGUCUAAAUGACAGAUUCUGGCACAGGAAAAAAAAAAGAAAAAGAAAACCACAAAAGAACAAUAAAAAGCUCUACCAAUUGCUGGCGUUUGCCAUAAUGUAGUAUCUUUUUCUAAUGCAAUCUUUGGAAAACCUCUACGUUACUGCAAAAGGCACCAUAAAUUUUAUAGUACGCAGUAUGCUUUGAAACCUGCUUGGAAGAAGCAGCAAUUUUUAAAGCUAUUUAUUUAUUUAUUUACCAAGCUUCUCAGAUGGGUUUCCCAACCAACAUAUUAGAGUUUAUACCUACAUCUACUAAUUGUACUUAAUAACCAAUGCACUUAGGGAACAAAUGUGAAUCAAAUUUCUUUUUUUUUUGACACUUAAAAUUUUGCUCGGAAUUAUAAACUGGAACCCUUUCCCUUAAGUCUUUGUUACUGUCAUUAAAGUCCUAACAAAAAUGACCAUUUGUGGAAAAAAAUCUCCUGCUGGAAGAGGCAUGGGACUGGGAAUACUGUUGGUGUUUUUAACGAGUUAAGAUCAUUUGAGUCAUACAGCGUUAUGUGACAAACUGGGUUACUGUAAGUUGGUUUUGAAAUUGCACACCCUGCAGCAUCAUUAAGAUACAAAUUCUUCGGUCUUUAGGUGGAAGAAAAGUAAUCAUUAGCAGAGGAGCUUGCACAUAGUAACAAACUGGAAAUGCAUUCACUUACACCGUUUCUUAGCUCGACAUAAAGCCCGUUACUACAAGAAAAUUUGGGGAAAGUCACAUGCUAUUUGGUUUGGGGAAAAAUAAGAAAAGGAGGUUAAAAAGGGAACAGAAAUGCAGGAGGUGUUUAUGUCCACCUUGAAAUUGCUUCGAGCAUGCUUUAAUGAAAAAGUCACCUUUGUAGUGACUUCAGGAGGGCUCCGAGUUCUUGUACAUAUAUACCAUCCCAAAAUACUUCUGUGAAAGCUGAAGGAUUAAGAAAAGGUAAUUGGUCCUGUGUACCAGGAAGGAAGUGCAAUUGUUUCAUCUGGAAAAAAAAUGUGUUUCACGUAUUUUAUAGUUUUUUUAAUUAAAUACAUAGAGCUGUUUACAGGGCAGCCCACCUUAUGCGUUCUAGAAACCCAAAUAUUUCCAAACAAGAAAAUCUAUUUUUUUUUUCCUAAAAAGAAAUAUCAAAUAUGGACAUAAUAAGAAAAUACAACAAUAUUCAGUAUUUCAACAUAGCAGUAAUACUUUAUAAACUCGUACAUGCUACCAUGCCAUUUAGUUUAAGUAAUUAAAUCAAGCAUCUCUCAAUGGCAAUCAAUUACAAAUCAUUAGCAUCACCUAAUCAGUAGCUUUUCCCAUAAAUCUAUUCUAAACGUUGUUGUGUGCAGGGACUCUGACACCAAACAACUAUUUCUGUGCGGUUCCUGACUCAUCCAGAGGCCAGUAUUCUGUAAUCAGUUAAAAUGUCAGAGGAGAAGUCACUGGUGAAACAUAUAAGAGCUAAAAGUGAAAGUUCUCACGGCGUGUUCUGUACAUGUCCAGGCUAUUUUCUUAAGAAGUUGCAGAUUUUUAAUUUUUUACAUUUUUUUAAAAUGGAAAAGCUAACAUACGUAGUCUUGCUUACAAUUACAUAUCGUGUUAUAUCGUACCAUACAAUGUAAUUUGUAAUAAAAUGUUUUUGCAAGUGUGUAAAAUGUAUCAUAUUGUAUUGCAUUUAGAAUCACUCAGGCUAGGUACCGAGAGACAAACCUGAUUCAUUAGAGCUUUUACUUAAGUGUGACUGACAUGAAGCUAUUUUCACCCUAAUGUAGGUGAUCUUAUAAACUGCAGGUAUGAGGUUACAACAGAGAAAAUGCAUCUUCACUUCCAGUGCGGCACAUAGCAUAGCUUUGCCCAGUUCCCUGAGAGCAUCACGCACUUUAAUACACCGAUUUGCUAUAGGCACCUCUCCCACACCAUGCUGAAAAUAUUUUUAGCCGAUAGAUACCGCAGUGAUUUUAUACUCCUUGUUAGUUUCCAAGUCCGUCUAAUUUCCAUUUAGCAGCAGCUCCAUUCUUUGUUUUAGAAGUGUCAGGAAACACCACUCAUGUAAGCACCACUUGUUUUCUUAAAGGAAAAAAAAUCACUGUAAAAAUAGCUUAAAAAUCAGGAUAACAUGAAAAAAAUCAUGAUUAAAACUGGAAAAUCCUACCAUCAGUACAAAGUGUUUGCUUUUUCUUACUUCAGGUGCAGAAGUGUCUAUGCCGUUAAUUUCGCUCAAGGUUUUAUCGGCUAAUCGCUUUUUCAAAAUCAAAUGGAUUCAUUUUGAUGAACCCUUUCAAAUCAAGCCCCCUGUUAGAUCAUCCCGGUUCUUCAGCACCCGUACAGCAGCGCACAUCGUGCGUUGCUCCUGGAAUCUGUUAGCGGAAUUGCCGCUAAAAAUGGGACUGCGCGAUUCUGCCGUAGCGGGAGGAAACAGAGCGCACGCAACAACUGCUAGCGUUACCUCAGCACCCGCAAAACGCAACUGGGGCUUAGUGAAGCGACUGCAGUGCUGGCAAUUCGCUGGCAGCUUGUCGGGGUGGAUGCGGUUUGUUCGGUGAAACAUUGGUGUGGAAUACUUGACACCCGCUCGCUGCAUCGGUGACAGUAAUUCAUGUUAAGACAUGGAAGAAGCUUGGUGUCAGCGACGGAAAGAAAUCGUGACCUAACUCAAACACCACUUCAGCUUCUGUGAAAUCAGUUUCCAACACAACUUCAAAUGUUUUCACUAAAAGGAAAACAUGCAGAAAUUAGAUUUUGUUUUUAUUCAGUUGCACCUUUAGAUACCCAGUGAAGAAAAUGAAGCUUUCUGCCUAUGGUUUGGAACUGCCAUCCGUUGUAACCUGCGGAGUUUAGGGUUACAAAGACAAUUUACGUCAUCUAGCUUCAGCUCAUCAGCAAGGUAAGCUCCAGAACUCUCUCUCAUGACCCUCAGUAACUCGAGUUUCACUUACAAACUCCUUCUGGGAAGGCAUGCGGCUUUGGAAAUGCCAAGAGAGAAUCCACCACUUUCACCUGUUAUUCCAGCCUCUACUUCCCACAUCAGUGCCGUGCUCCGCUCUGCUCCACACUUCUGUCUCUCCUGCGCUGUCACCAGCUCCUCUUCCUUCCUCUGACAGGCGUCAUUUCCACCCUACAGAGAUUCUCUUCCACUGCACCCAAGAAGCACCCCUAAAUCCUCUGUUAACUUCAGGUGGCUGAAGGCUCUCACAUCACAAAUCACUUUCUCGACUUUCUGAUAAUUUCUCCAUCUCCUCAAUUUUGGUCUCACUGCAUUCUUUCCCAAAAUGUCUCACGGAAAAAAAAAAAAGGCAAUGUGGGAAAUAUUCCACGCACCAGUAAAGCCACAAAGUCCUCUACUACCCACUGCUCCCUGGUCACACAUGCCAAGAGAAUUCACAGCAGCCUUUUUUCUGACGGUAUCACAGUGGUUUUCAGCUGCCUCUUCCCCAUAGACCGCAAAGUGCUUUUCAGAGCCCCUGCUCCCAGGGACAGAGGCUGGCAGGAGCAGGACCACUUCCUACCCCUCUGCUCUUAAAUCCCAGCUAUAUUUUCUCUCUGGCAAUAAGGAAUGUGAUUUGCUCCACAAUACAGAGGAAUCGAGAUUGUCUAUUUAAUAGAUUCACACUUCUGCUGUCUGAAGCAUCCUUCCAAAACUGACCACCCAGGGAUCCGACAGCCCUGGCCAGAUGGGCUUCCUGAAAUUAAGGAGUUCAGCAACCAGCUUGGUUUUUUUGGCUUUGUAAAUGAGGAGCAAACCGAGCUGCUGACCACAAUGCAGCUGGGAGUAGCUGUGAUUCACUGCGGACCGAGCAUCGUGCCUGGUCAGCUCAGAUUUACCGGGGGCUGCAAGACGCUGACGCGCCGGGAGCACAGCGUUCUUCAGACGGUGCUGGCCAAGGGAAGAGAUUAUUUAAGUUAUACUUAGAGAAAGAGUCAAGGAAGUCUGCUCAAUUUACUUUUUUCAGACAAUGCAUCUUCCAGAAGGGAAGGUUUUGUGAUCCGGCUGCAGGUGAAUUCGCAAAAGAAUAAAAGUAUCUAAAUCUCACCUUCACUGAGAAUAACCUGCACAGCACCUCUGCCUCACUUAGCAAACAGACCAAGGAAAACCAGCAAAGUGAGACUUCCAGAAAAAUCUAGCCAGAAAUAACAAGUAGUUACAUGGUGAAAUGUUUUGGUUUGUUUUUUUUAAAUCUUCCAAACUCACUUGAUAUGGCAAGUGGGGAACAAACGCUAACUUCCACGUAUAUAAAGUCACGGCUUUCACCGAAGACUGAAAACCUUUAAAAGGUUUACGCCCCGUCUCCCACGUUCAGAUUGAGAUACAGUACAAGUUACCAAAAAUCCCUUCUCAUUCCCUGGACCAAGGUGGAAUACCAGUAAAUUCUACGCAAAACAGGCAAAUUCCAUUGGAUUUCUGCAUGGGUGCUGGCUCAGCGCCCCGGGGCUGUGCACCACCUUGCACCAAAGGUCAGCAUCUUCUGCAAGCAGGUACUACGUCCAGCACACCCAUCGCUCAGCAACACUUUUCCAAAGGAAGCUGACCCGGUAACACUUGUAUCAGCAUCGCACGUACAAAACCCCAUCCGCACGUUAUAACAGAGAGCAAGCUGUUGAAUUAUUUACAGUAUCUUUACUAGGCUCUAAUCAUACGUUCUCCUGUACCAGCAAAUUCGGUGCCCCGUGCUCCCGUUACACCAGGGCACCCAGCGACCCGAGGGCACGCUGAAGACCCCUGCCCACACGGCAGAAGCCCCGACGCGAUGCUGCAGAGCUCGGCCCCACGGCACCGCUCCCCGGCAGCCCCGGCGCCUUCUCACGUAGCCAGCACAACCCAGCUUAAGUCAGGAGCACCUCCAGCUCUGACACGGGGACGGAGAACACGACGGAGACUGAAAUAGGAAUGGGACCGAGGUGAAGACGUGCUCACUGCAGCACACCAGCACAGCUCUGCUUACACAAGGAGCAAACUGCACGUGCCCUGUAGCUUGCUACUUCCGAAAAAGUUAUUAGUUCAACUACGCCUCUCCGAGAUCAUUCAUUUUUAAACCUCCUUCCUUCUCCUCGUCCCGGAUGAUUAAUUCUCUAACGCAAAUUCCAGGUAAAACUGUUCUAGCGGCGAGAAAGGAAAAGUUAAUGCAUAAUUUCAGCCUGAUGCUGAUCCAAGAGGGGUCAGGUUGUGCCUGCUAAUUAGCGGCUGCAUUUUAAUCUGCCGACUUUGUUGACGCCACAGAGAUGAAUUGCUACCGGUUUGAUCACAGGAGGAUUCUUUCAGCAACGGCCUGAAUUUUAAGCUAACAGUAAGUACUCCUUGAAAGUACCUGGCCCUAUUAAUAGGCAUUACCUAAUCACAGUGUGCGCGGAUCGAGUGAUUUCCAGCUGUACUGACGACCACCACGGGUAUUUCUAACACAACCGUACUGAGUUGAAAUACGUACAGGAGAAAUUUUCAAAUCUAGUUAAGUUCAAAAGGAGUAAUUAACAUUUUAAUACAGUAUCUAAAUAACAUUCAUCAAAAGAAUAAUUAAUUCACAGUCAAACUGCACCGAAGAAAUUUCCCAUGCAUAUGUCUUAAAAGACUUAAACCUACUUCACAGCUGGGGGACGAAGAAGAAAGUUUUGUGCCCUAGUACAGAUGGAUAUUUAAAUAUAAUCUAUUCUGCAUAUUAUUAGUAAUUUCUGUGGUAAUACACAAAGUUACAACAUCUAAAUCUUACUUUUUUUUCCACUUAUUAGAAUCCAACCUUAUUAUAUUCUGCAAGAAUGAGAGCCACUCAUAACUGGGUUUUGCUCCAACAAAGGAUCUGGUGAUCCAUUAUCACUUUUUAUGACAAAAACUAUGAUUGCAAAUCAAUGUGAUGAAAGCUAAGACAGGAAAUAAAAGCUAGUGGAUGAAGCAUGAAAGACAGAACUAACACUGUAGUAUGCUUGCAGACACGACCAUCACUCUGUGUAAACGGGACAGCAGCAGGUAAGAUGCGCAGAGGAAAGAACUCUUUGUAAUAAGAAGUAAAGUAUCACUGUGUGCAAUUACACGGAAAUAAAAUAGGAAAAGAAAGAGGAGACCAAAAAGAAAAAAGUGCUAAUGGCCUCCCCCAUUUGACUAGCAGAUAAACACUUUAAGGAAAAGUGUGACUUCAGGUGGGCUUAACGACAGCAAAAAAUCAGUGUGUUGAACCGAAUCAAACCAGAAUCACAUAGAACAAUGAUAACCGCUCAGAAAGAUGAAAACCCUGGUCCGAUUUGACCAGUGCCCCCACCACCACCUACGUAAGCCACAGAAAAAUGACAAGCCGACGCUCUACAGCCUACUGAGCACACACAGCCAGUUACAGAAGGAUUUGAUUGCUUUGGAUCACUUGGGAGUUAAAUCCCAUUACAGCCUGGUUCAAACAGACGCGACAAAGGUAUUGAAGUUUACA